AGAAGGAGAAUAAAAAAAAAACUCCCUUAACUUCGCAAUUUUGUUUAUAUAAUUGACUUUCCGUAAUAUACACUUUAACUCUUUGAUGUUCGUCCUUUCCUUUAUUAACAACUAUAAUUAACUUAACGUUAUGUUUAUAACAGCAAGAUUACUAGCGAAUAGACAUCCUCAAUUUAUAGCACGAACAGUAUUUGUACAAAACAAGAAUGUAGACGAUGCUUGUAGAUUGAUUAACAGAAUCCUCGGGAAGGAAGGAAUUUUAGAACGAUACAGAUUGAAUCAAUACUACGAGAAACCUUUUAAGACCAGAAGACGAAUCAAUCAUGAAAGAUGCAAAGCUAUAUAUAAUGAAGACAUGGAAAGGAAAAUAAAAUUUGUACUUCGAAAAAACAGACAUGAGCCUUUCCCUGGAUGUUACUAAUAUUUGAUUAAUUAGUUUGUAGUAAAGCAAUAAAUACUAUUGAUAAUUAUUAA
Diatraea saccharalis (sugarcane borer) is the source of this 474-nucleotide messenger RNA. The record is from the annotation of a GenBank genome assembly. Lineage: Eukaryota; Metazoa; Arthropoda; Insecta; Lepidoptera; Crambidae.